This is a messenger RNA of Pocillopora damicornis (cauliflower coral), 16961 nucleotides long. RefSeq lists its product as uncharacterized. The record is from RefSeq and is a predicted model, not a curated record. Lineage: Eukaryota; Metazoa; Cnidaria; Anthozoa; Scleractinia; Pocilloporidae.
AUGGAGGGUCAAAUGGUAGGGGGCCAGAUUGAGAUUCAAAACGGUGGAUACGUCGAGAUGACGUCUGAAAUGUUAGGUGUAAAUAUGGAAUCUCAAAUGCAACUUCAGAUGAUGAGCGAGCAACAGUUGGACUCAGUGAAUGGUGAAGGAAUGACAGUCAUAAUAGGAUCACAGGAACUUGAUGGACAGCAGUUUAAUAUUCAAAAUGGGGUCCAGUAUCAAGUAAUAGACGGACAACAAGUAGUAGUAGGAGAUACUUCGGUACAAAUGCAAAUGUCUAUGUCAUCGUCCAGAGAAUAUGGCGGCCAGAAUUCCCAGACUGAGGGGGGCAUGAUACAAGGAACAGAGAUAGUAUACGGUUCAACACAAGCAACAGAUAUGACAGCCGAUGGGAUGAAUGGUUCUGUAAUGCAAUCCCAAGAGAUUGCACUUGACAGCAAUGGCCAAAUGAUUCAAAUGGAAGGAAUGUCAAUGGGACAAAGCGGAAUGACGCAAGAAAUGUCUUUUGAAGCGACUGAACAACAAAUGCAGAUGCAGGAAAUGUCCAUGCAGGAAAUGUCUUUGCAAGAUAUGUCAAUGACUAUGGAAGGAGUGACUAUAGAAGGAAUGACUAUGCAAGGAGGAAUGGCUAUGGAAGGAAUGACGACUGUAAUGCAAUCCCAAGAGAUUGCACUUGACAGCAAUGGCCAAAUGAUUCAAAUGGAAGGAAUGUCAAUGGGACAAAGCGGAAUGAUGCAAGAAGUGUCUUUUGAAGCGACUGAACAACAAAUGCAGAUGCAGGAAAUGUCCAUACAGGGAAUGUCUUUGCAAGAUAUAUCAAUGACUAUGGAAGGAAUGACUAUAGAAGGAAUGACUUUGCAAGGAGGUAUGGCUAUGGAAGGAAUGACGAUAGAGGGAGGAAUGACAAUAGAAGGAAUGACUAUGGAAGGUGGAAUGACUGUAGAAGGAAUGACUAUGGAAGGUGGAAUGGCUAUAGAAGGAAUGUCGAUGCAAGAAAUGAAUAUGCAAGAGAUGCCCCUAGAAAUGCAAAGUCAGGAGAUACAAAAUCAAGAGAUUGCAUUUGAAGGAGGCGAGAUCCAGGAACAGCAACUUGAGAUGAGUGAGAUGACUAUGCAAGGAAUGCCAUUGGAGAUAAGUGGAGGAGAAAUGCAGACGCAAGAAUUCUCAGUGCAAGAAAUGGGAAUAGUUAUGCAAAGUCAAGAAAUAGAAUUAACGGGAGGAGGGAACGAGCAGCAAUUGGAGAUGAAUGCUAUGACAAUACAAGAAAUGUCAGCUGUGGACGGUGAGUACCAAAUUGAAACGAGUGAACUGACGGUACAAGAGAUUCCACUGGAUAUGGUCGGGGGUGAGACCCAGAUACUGGAAAUGUCAAUGCAGGAAAUGCCUUUGGAAAUGCAAAGUCAAGAGAUAUUAGCCGUGGACGGUGAGUACCAAAUUGGAAUGAGUGAAAUGACGAUACAAGAAAUACCACUGGAUAUGGCUGCAGGAGAAACCCAAAUUGUGGAAAUGUCUAUGCAGGAAAUGCCUUUGGAAAUGCAAAGUCAAGAGAUAUUAACUGUGGACGGUGAGUACCAAAUUGGAAUGAGUGAAAUGACGAUACAAGAAAUACCACUGGAUAUGGCUGGAGGAGAAACUCAGAUAAUGGAAAUGUCCACGCAGGAAAUGCCACUGGAGAUGCAAAGUCAAGAAAUUUCCAUUGUAGGAGAAGCCGAAAUCCAAGAACAGCAAUUUGAGAUGAAUGAAAUGACAAUUCAAGAAAUACCACUGGAUAUGGCUGGAGGAGAAACUCAGAUAGUGGAAAUGUCCAUGCAGGAAAUGCCACUGGAGAUGCAAAGUCAAGAAAUUUCCACUGUAGGAGAAGCCGAAAUCCAAGAACAGCAAUUUGAGAUGAAUGAAAUGACCAUUCAAGAAAUACCACUUGAUAUGGCCGUGGGAGAAACUCAAACUUUGGAAAUGUCUAUGGAGGAAAUGCCCUUGGAGAUACAAAGCCAAGAAAUUUCCGUUGUGGAAGGGGACGAGAUCCAAGAACAGCAAUUUGAGAUGAGUGAAAUGACGAUUCAAGAAUUACCAUUGGAUACGGCUGGGGGAGAAACUCAAACAUUGGAAAUGUCUAUGGAAAAAAUGCCCUUGGAGAUACAGAGUCAAGAAAUUUCCGUUCUAGAAGGAAGCGAGACUCAAGAACAACAAUUGGACAUAAGUGAAAUGACUAUACAAGAAAUGCCGUUGGAUAUGGCUGGGGGAGAUAUACAGACACAAGAAAUGUCAAUUCAGGAAAUGUCUUUGGAGAUGCAAAGCCAAGACAUUUCCGUUGUAGAAGGGGGCGAGAUCCAAGAUCAGCAGUUUGAGAUGAGUGAAAUGACUAUACAAGAAAUACCACUGGAUAUGGACGAGGGAGAAAAUGAAAUAUUGGAAAUGUCUAUGCCUUUGGAGAUGCAAAGCCAAGAAGUCUCAGUUGUGGAAGGGGGUGAGAUGCAAGAGCAGCAGUUUGAGAUGAGUGAGAUGACUAUACAAGAAAUGCCGCUGGAUAUGGCUAGUGGAGAUGUAAUGUCACAAGAAUUGUCUAUGCAGGAAAUGCCUUUGGAGAUGCAAAGCCAAGAAAUCUCGGAUGUGGAAGGGGGUGAGAUGCAGGAGCAGCUGUUUGAGAUGAGUGAGAUGACUAUACAGGAAAUGCCGCUGGAUGUGACUAGUGGAGAUGUUCAGACUCAGGAAAUGUCUUUGCAUGAACUACCACUGGAGAAGCAAAGUCAAGUAGUUUCCGUCGUGGAAGAGGGAAAAAUUAAAGCAGAGCAGUUAGAAACCACAGUACAAGAAAAGCCAUUAGAACAGAACAAUGUCAGGAAAGUUACUGAAAGUCAGAAACAAGUCCGGUUGGAUAAUAGUCUCAAUCAAGAGGAGCAAGCUCCUGUUGAACAGACAGCUGAAGAAGAAGCUGUAUCGAAUAUUGGAGAAUCCAGCUGGAGUAUAGAGGUAAUAGGAACGUUAGAGGAACAAGAGCUGGAACGAAGUUGGAGCAUGGAAGUAGUUGGAACAAUUGAUGACCAGGAAAAUGACAAAAGUUGGAGUACAGGAGAAGAAAGCCAGAUAUCCUCCAACGGACUAACCCAAGAAACAGUUUCGAAAGACGUUAGUCAGGAAAAUGAAAAGCCCGUCGAGAAGAAGCAACACAAUCAGGUGAAACCUGAAGAGGUGCGGUCUAUCGAUGACGUUGCAUCAGUUAUUGACAACAGCAAGAGCGAAGAAACGAAGUCUCACGGAGGUGAUAAAAAGGUUGGUGGCAAAAAAACCACGUCAGACCAAACUGAGGUAACACAGAAAGAGACCUGUGAUCACAACAUAGUGAUAGAACAAUUUCUGGAAAGGAUUACCAAACUUGAAAAAGAGAAAGAGUAUUUGGAAGGACGUUACGACGAACUACGACAAGAGAGGGAAACUUUGGUGAUAUCAAGUAGGGAAAGGAUGCAAAAGACGGAAGAUCAUCACCAUUGUUGCGAUAUAUUGAAAGACUAUAGUAGCUUGAUCGAGUACAUCACUACUCCGAGGGAUGUCUCUUUACAGGAUCAUAGUAAUUUACAUGGAUGUGAUUUUACCCAUACUUACGACGUUCAUGAAAGUGUUAGAGAGAUUAGUAGGAAUUCAAGCCAACUGUCUAAUGACUAUGAGUACUAUAAAUCCAAGUGCGAUCAAAUAAAACGUGAAAAGGAACGCCUGGAGAGAGCUUAUGAAAACGAAAAGAAGCAGAAAGAGGAGUUUGAAAGGGAAUACCAAACUGAAAACGACGAAAAGGUUUACCUCGAAGAAAGGUACCAAGAAAUGUUGGAGAGCAUAAAUCGAUUUGAUGAAACCAUUCGUUCCCUGAGACGUGACAAUGAAUGCUUACAGAGCAAACUAAACGAGUGGGCGUCAUCUCAAGCUAGGACAAACACACUGGACAUGGGCACGCUCACAUCAGAUCGAGAUGACGAUGGUGAAGAUCUUGCGGAAUAUAAGAAAAAUAUUCUUGCGUUAGAGAAAGAGAACAGAGAAUUCAGGUCAAUUCUUGACGUCUUAAGUAAAAAAAAUGAAAGCCAAGAAAGUUUGAAGAACAUUGAAAUUGGACUAGCUCGAGAGAACGAAUUUAUUGAGUUAAAGCGAGAAAGAGUGAGGUUAGAGGGGAACAUGAGAGAGUUGAAACGAACAAACAAGCAUCAACAGAAUAGGAUAGAAGAUAUUCGAAAGGAAUCGUCAUUAGAGAUUUCUAAAUUGAAAGAUAAAAUCCGAAAAUUGGAAUGGUCUCUAAGAGAAAACAAAAAAACCCUAGAUGAUAAGGAAGACGAGAUUUCUGGUCUGAAAAAACGACAUUCAGAAGAACUUCGUAGCAUUGAUAUGAGACUGCAGAGUCAGAUUUCAAACACACUACUGGCAAAGAGCCAACUAAAGGAUUUACAAUCCAAAAUAGAACGGCUGGAGGAAGAAAGGAACAGACUAAGAGAGGACUUGAGAAGUUCAUUUGUGGGUAGCAGGGAUCGACAUUCAGGCGUAGACUUGGAUUACCAGGAUAUUGAAAUGGUGCGUCAAAAGUACGAAGAAGAAAAAAGAAGCAAGAUGAGUCUUGCUAACGACAUAAAGUAUCUGCUUGCUGACAUCACGGACCUUAAAGAAAGAAACCACAGACUACAGGAAGAUUUUCUUCGAGAGAGAAUGGAAAUAAAAGCGAUGAUAGAAAAACAAGCCAAUGAAAUUACUCAAGAAUAUCUCUCACAGAUCAGCAAAUUGCAGAAAUCACUGAUAGAUGAAACGAAACGAAGGCAGGAGGCCGAAGCUGGCAGAAAUGGGCCGAUAUACAGCCACGAAAAUCAUACCACCUUUCCAGGUAAUCAGACUGACGUGAAUUCCAGAACUGGUCGGGGUGACGAUGAUAUCCAGGUGCAGCUAACAAACGAGAUAAGACGACGGGAAAACCUAGAAGCGGAGAAUAAGAAACUCCUAUAUAAACUAAAUGAAAUUCUAUCGGCUGAUGGGAAUCACGAAGGACUUGACGAUGCUAAUUUCAAAUUGAUCAGUUCGAGAGGAAAUGAAACACACAAUGUAGGGUCCUCAAAAUAUAACCAAGAAAGUGUUAAAAAACGGCAAGAACUGCAAAGUGAAAUAAAUGAUCUUCAUGAUAAGCUAGAGGUGUUGAAAAACGAAGCUAAGAAGAACAAAGAACUCAAGAGGAAAAAUGAAGAUCUUGAGGAAGAAGUCGCUCGAGUGACUCGAAAGCGAGAUGAACUCUUAGCUGGCCAGAGAAACCUCACUCGCGAAGUUGACCAUUUGUCCCGCACCUUGGAUGACGUGGAAAGGCGAAAUAGGAAGCUUUCUGAUGAAACUGAACGAUUCACGCGGAAGAUCCAAGAUCUUGAAGAUUCAUUCCGUCAAGAAAAGAUAACUUUGACAAGAAAUCACGAGAAUGAAAAGGUAAGCGCCGUAGAGGUAGUAGUAAAGGCAAAAGAAGCUUGCGAGAAAAGACUUCAGGCGCAAACAGAAACAACAAGAAGGCUGGAGGAGAAAAUAAGACGCCUAGAAGAACAACUAUCGGCAAGCGUUGGAACCCAAAGGGAGGGCUCCCGUACCACACUCAAUUCGCAUAACGGCGUUUCUGGAGAUCUUAGGAGACGCACCACUGAUUCACAUGACGACAAAUUAAAAGAAGAGGUGGAACAUUUAGAGGCCAUGUUAAGAGAUGCUAAUAGGAAGCAUGCAGAUGAUCUCAAGAAUCUUGAGGCACAAAAAAGACGGAUGUCAGAAGAGUUUGAAAGAGAGCGGCAGUCUUUGGAAAACUACUUUGAGAAAGAGAAUAGUAGCCUGAAACAAAGGCUCUACGACGUUGAGUCGACUAUCCACGGUGAAGGUAUGGGGAUUAUUGCCACGGGAGGAGAAAAUAGAGAAUACAAUCUUAUCACUUCAGAAAGGAGAUCGUCGUUAAGCAAAGACAGAGCGAAAGAAUUACCUCAAUUUCAAUCAAGGAACGAAAAAUACAGCGAGAAAUCCAAGGAAAGUGAGUUUCAGCAAAAACUUCAAGGGAUGGAACAAAGAUAUAAUGAAGAGAAGAGAGAUAUUUUGAAUCGAGCAUCAAAAGAGAAGGCAAAAUUAGAGGACGAAGUAAGAGAGGCCAAGGAGAAAUUAACCGGCUAUCGCCGUUUACUCGAAGACGAAAUCGACGACUUGAAAAGGAAGCAUCGAAAAGAGAUAGAUUUCCUGAACGAAAAGUUAUCGAAACAGAGAGGUGAGUUCGAGGAAAGACUUCGUAUUGGAGAACGCAACGAAUCAAGAGACGUGGUCGGCGGGUCAACCAUUCGUGAAAACUCAAAUCAAUUUGAUCCGAUUAACAUGACGCGAAGAGAAGAUGGCGUGGGAAAGAACAAAGUUCCCAAAGCAUUAGUUGGAACCUCGGGGACGCAGGAAGAUAGAUAUCGCUUUGAAAAAUUAGAUAUAACCCCUCACCAAGAACUCGGGAGUCUAAAUAAUUUUAGUUAUAGGGACGGAAGGUCAACUACAAUAACAGGCCGAUAUGCCUUGGAAGAUGACAAUAGAAUUGGAAGAGGAAGAGCAACUGCUGAAGAUGCCAUGGGAGGAAGAGCUGGUUUAGAAAAUGAAACUGUAAUGUUUAGGGAGGAAACGAGAGAUUACCAAAGCCAGUUGCAAAACGAAAAGAGGAAGCUGAUGGAGGCCAUACAUUCUCUGACACAGGAGGUCAACUCUCUUAAAAGUGAGAAUAGAGAAGUGAAGAACUGCUUCAAGAAAGAAAUGGAAAAGCUUAUCAAAAUUAGCGACAGCGAAAAGAAAACCAUUCGCGAUAGAGCAGCAAGAGAUAAAGACGACGAAGUAACACGGGUAACAGAAAGCUAUGAAGAAAAAUUGUCCUCUGAACGAAAAAGACUGCAAGGAAUCAUUGAUGAAUUUAGACGAAAGAUUACAUUAACAGAAAAAAAAGUCAGGAAUAUGGAAGCCCAACAACGGAACGAGAGAAUACAGUACCAGAAAGAAAAAAUAAAUGCUGAAAAGAGCCUUCUCCAAAGUCACGAUGAGUUAAAGAUGAAAUUGGAGCGAGAUUACAAAAAGAUGCUGAUUGAGGAGAAACAAAAAUUUGAGCAGACAAUAAAGGGAUUAACGAAACAAAUAUCUUUCCUGCAAAAUCAGAGGAAAGAAAUUCAAGAUAAGUUGCUAAAGAACGAGUUAACAGCCAAUGCUCAGGCAAAAGCACAACAGGAGUCAAGAAGCAAGAUGGUAAUUCAGAUGGAGCACGAGAUCUUUGAGCGAAUGGAACGCGAAAAAAGGCCCAUGGAAGAUAAGAUUAAAGACCUUCAACAAGAAAUCAACAAGUUGAAGAGGGAAAAAUCUGAAUUACGUGAUACUCUGGAAGGUGAAAAGCAAGAACUUGAAAAUGAGCUGGACAAAAUGCAAGCAGAGAUGAAGAGAAAGCUCAGCAAGGCGAGAGAGGAUGUGGAGAGAAAUACGAACGUUACAGGGAAACAUAUGAUGGCAACAACAAUAAAAAGUGUCCUUGUUGGUUCCGAAACGAGUCAUCACUGUGCUCAAUCUGAUGUUCGACAAUACAAGGAGCAAAUCAACUUGAUGGAACAACGGAACAUGACUCUUCAAACCAAAACAGAGAGACUGGAGCGCGAGCUCAGAGUUAUGGGCGACAGAUUGAAAACUCUGGAAGUACGAAACAAGGAUUUAGAAUUCGCUAACAGAGAAGAAAUGAGCAAUAGAAACGACGUAUUCCGGUCGGGUUUUGGACUUUAUGGAGAAUCAGACAUCCGCGGAGCCAACGACCUUUCAAUUGGCUCAACAAUUAGUGGCAUGAGGUCGGAGGCCAGAAUGUUCCAGCCAAACGUUUCUCCAAGAAUGAGUUCAGCUAAUGCCAGUUCUUUGCUGGGUUCAGGGCUAUCCUAUGGCGACAUUUUAGACAAGGUUCGGUAUACAAUGCACACCACAGGAAGUAUUUCUGACGCUCUCAGGGGUCCAAUGUCAAGCACAAGUGGAAUAAUCAGCGGAAGGUUCCAUGGGGAUACAAACUCUGCGCUAAGGCAAGGUGAUCCAAUAACAGGAGGAAUGCCUAAGCAAUCAACGAUAUCUUCUCUGGGAGUCAGAAAUGUCGAAGUUAGCAGUUCUCUCGGUAAUGCAGGUGGAAAUUUGACAGCUGAAGGAGUCGGAGGCGACUCUUAUGGCAAAGAAGGGAAUCAUGGGAAAAUCACAGACAUGUCUGUGGUCGAAAUCAAUGAGUCCCAACCCAUAGAUGGUUGGGGAAGUCCUUACUAUGCUGAACCUACCUCAUACUCCAUGGUUACCAACGAAAUUCCAAUGGAAGACCAAGGAGGAAGUUGGAGCAUGGAAGUCGUGGGAACAAUUCCAACGGACCAAAAUAACAAUGCGGAAAUCCAGUCUCUUAAGCAACGAAUUCUGGUGCUGGAAGAGGAAAAGAAAAGUCUCAAUAACAUGUAUCAAAAAACGGUAACGGAUUACGAACUGUCGAAAACAAAACUGAUGCAAGAAUACGAGACAAAGAUCGGGCAACUCAAAAUUGAGCGAGACAACUGGCAAAAAAAGUACAACGAGUCACAAAGAGAAGUCCAAAGACUUAAGCAAAAGAUUUCCGCCAUGGAAAUAGAAAAUCUUCGUAUGAUUGAAGACUUGAAAAGGGAGCUUUCAAACAAAUGUAAGAUGGAGAAGGCAGAGAUGGAAACCAGGUUCUCCACUGAAAAAGAUGAAAUGCAAGACAGCUUCGAAGAACAAAUACACAUGCUUCGAGCAGAAAACGAGGGUCUGCUACAGACGUAUCAGAAGAGCACAAAGGAGUAUGAGAUGAAGAUUGUACAAAUUCAGCAGGAAUAUGAAGUUAAACUAGGACAGCUUAAACUUGACAAAGAAAAACUUGCGAAAAAGAAUACUAACCUCAGCACACAAGUGACUACAUGGCGUGAAAAAUGCUCAUCUCUUGAGAAACAAUACGAAGAAAUGCUGGCAAACCUGAAGAUCGAGUUGACGGAAAAAUGCCAAGUUGAAAAGGGUGAGAUGGAAGCUGCCUUCACGAAAGAAAAGGAAUCCAUGAUGGCAGCUCACCAAAAAUCCCUAGACGAAUAUGAAGUGAGAAUAACUUCAGUCACUGAGCAAUAUGAGGAACAGUUGGCGCAACUCAAAGCGCAGAAGGAUACAUUUGAAACAAGUUACAACGGUUCUUUGGAGGAAAUUACCGAGCUGAAGAAAAAAUUGAAGGAGUUAGAGGAAAGCUACGAGUUACAGAUGAGGGAGCUCCAAGAUAAGCUAAAGAUGGAGUACCUUCAAAAAGAAAAUGCCAUGGAAAGUGAAUUCGAUACAGACAAGCAAGACUUAAUAAACAAGUACAAGAAACUUAUACAACAAGGUGAGAUUAGAAUACUGGAAAUUCGAAAGGAAAACAAAGUGAUUAUUACGAAACUGGAGGCAGAGAAGACACAGCUCAUGGAGAAACAUGCUGCAGAAACUCAGACAUGGCAGGAAAAGGUUAACUCGCUAGAACAGAAGUACAAAGAACAAAUGAAAGCUCUGGAGCAGGAGCUGCUUGAAAAAUAUGAAAAGGAGAAGAAUGAAUUUGAAGUCAACUUCAUGAAAGAAAAAGAAGAAAUAAUUGAAAGCCACAAGACCACGAUUCAGAGUUAUGAAACAAAAUUGACAAGCACUCAACAAGAAUAUGAAGUGAAAAUUGCUCAGAUGGAAAAAGAGAUAGAAAGGCUCGAAGAGACCAAUAAGGCAAACACGGAAAAAAUGGAACAAGAAAUUUUAGUUUUAAAACAGGGUCACGAGAAACAGAUUAAGGCAGUCAAAGAUGAGAUGACAGAAAAAUGCAAUAAGGAAAAAAGUGAAAUGGAGGAGACAUUUUUCAAAGAUAAAAACAAUUUGGUAGAGUCCCACAAGACUGUGAUAACAGAGUACGAAGAAAAGAUUACUAGUCUCCAGGAGGAAUUGGAUGCAAAGGCUGAUGAGAUGGAAAGUGAAGUGAGGGGCCUCAAGGAGUCACACCAAAAAGCUCUUGAAACACUGAGACAAGAAAUGGCUGAGUUAGAGAAGAAGCAUAAAUCAAAUACCAAGGAGCUUAAGGAGGAAAUGACGGCUAAGUUCGACAAAGAAAAGGAAGAAUUAGAGUCAAGAUUUCUAAAGCAGAUGGAGGAGCUAAAGGUGUCCAAUGCAAACACAGUUAAAUCGUACGAAUAUCAACUAGCCGCAAUCAAAGAAAAAUACGAAAAGAAAUUGGCAGAUUUAGAGGCUGCCAUGAACAGUCACGAACAGAAGUAUAAAGAAAAGAUCCAAGGGCUGAGAGAAGAGUUGUCUAGUAGCGUGGAUAAAUAUGAACAGCUUAUUAAAGAAACGAAGAAAGAACUGCGACAAAAAUAUGAGAAGGAAAAAGAAGAGAUGGACAAAGAAUAUGCUGAUGAGAAAUCCAAGUUAACAGAGAGUCACGAACAAACUGUGGCUGAUUACGAAAAGAAGAUAGCAGACAUCCAAGAAGAAAUGAAUUUAAAGUUAGAAAAACUUAGAGAGGAAAAGGUGUUGUUGAACGAAGACCACAGCCAAAAAGAAGAGGAAUUGAUAAAAAAAUGUACGACACUAGAAGAGACUUACAAAUUGAAAAUGACGGAAAUUAAAACAUCUCUUAAAGAAAAAUGUGAAAAGGAGAAGAGCGAGAUUGAGGCAAACUUUGACCAAGAAAAACAACAGCUCAUCGAGAGACAGAGUGAGAUCGUUAAGAAGUACGAAGUUAAGAUAACUGAUCUGCUGCAAGAUUUCGAGAAAAGGAAUUCUCAUUUUACAGCCGAAAGGGAGAAACUCGAAUCGCAGAAGAAGAAAUUACAGGCACAGCUUGAUAAGCUCCGUAAAGAAAUGUUGAAAUUACGAGAGCAAUACGAAACAACUCUGAGAACCACAAAGGAGGAAAUGGCUGACAAGAUGAGGAAAGAGAAUGCAGAAAUAGAGAAGCAAUUCAAAAAGGAAACUGAAAAUUUGAAGGUGCAACAUACUAAGAAGUUACAGCAGAUGAAAACCGAGAAAGAGGCCAUAACAUCUAAACUAGAGCAAACAGUAAGAGAUCUGGAGUCCAAAAUCAAGGACUUGCAAAACCAGUACGAUCAGAAGACAGCUGAGCUAACGAGAGAAAACGACAGAUUAGUUGAGAGGUGCCAGAAUCUAGACAGAAAGAAUACAGAGGAGAACACCAGUCAUAGAACAGAGACAGCCGAACUAAAAGAGGAAAUAAAGAAGCGUGAAAACUGUAUGGAAGAAAACAAGAACAAAUAUGAACAAGAGGUAGAUAAACUGAAGCAAAUUAUAGCGCAGAUGAAAGAGGACAUGGAGCAUAAAAGUAAUCAAUUGACAACGAUGGAGAAAGAGCUAGAUCGAGUUCAAAACAAUCUUAAGGAAAGCCAAGAAGAGUUUAUCUUACAGAUAAGUUCAUUAAAGAAGAAGAUUAGUACGUUAGAAAAUGACAAGAGGGGUUUGUUGAGCCGCAUACAGAGCCUUGAGGCUUCCAAGAAAGACACAAUAGUUUAUUACGAAGAAAGAAUUGUUAAGGAGCGAAAAGAAAUUGAACUGAGGUGCAUGUCACAGGUAUCAAAGCUACAGGAUGCACUCACGAAAGAAUCGCAGGAGAAAGACGAGAUUAACCAAGAGAAUCAGGAACUUCUGAGGGAAGUGACAAAUUGGAAGACAAAAUUCAGCAACGCAGAGGACGAAUACACUAACAACAUGGAAGAUUUGAGGAGCAGGUAUGAAAAGGAAAUAAGCGACCAAAAAAUUGAUUAUGAAGAUGACUUAGCCGAUUUGAAUAAGCAAUUGGAGCAAAAGAAUGUAACCAUUUCAGCACUGGAGAAAGGAAAGCAAGAGCUUACCACGGCGGUCAAUGAGCUAACCAUCACAGUAGCAGGACUUGAGGAGGAAGCUACCAGACAAAACCUUGUAUGGGAGAAAGAUACCCUCGCAAUGAAAAACAAGAUCGAGAUGCUUGAGGAUGAAAAUAGAAAAUUAAACAAUGAAUCGGAACGAUUACGCUUGAAAUUGGAUGACGUUGAAAGACUUUUCAGCGAAAUUGAAGAGCAAAAUGAAGCGACCAUUAAAGACCUCAACGUAAAGAUUGAAGAAUACGAGACAAAGAUAAAAGGAUAUUUGGAGGUUGAGACAGCAAAUCGUGACACGCUUAAGGAACUAUCUCGCUUACGAUCUCAACUUGAGGCUAAUACAGCAAAGGAGAGCAAACUGAACCAGGAGAACGGCACCUUAACAUUAAAGAUAACAGAGUUGGAGUACCUUAAUAGAAGACUGACCGACGAUCUAGCAACAAUGGCCAAAAAAUGUUCAGAUUCAGAGGAAGAACGUAAAAUGGAGCUUGAGCAGUUAAAAGAGAGGCACGAAAUGGAGAGAGAAAAACACAUCGGUGAAAAAGAUAAGGCAACGGUCGAAGUGCGGAGAUUACAAAAGAUCGUAAACGAACUAGAAAGUACUAUAAGACGCUUAAAGGACUCUGCCGAGUCAGUCAACGAGGAGAAAAAGAGAGACGAAGAUCGUUUUAACUUUGAAUUGCAUGGUUUACUUGAGAAAUACGAAAGUGAAAGGAAGAGGAACGAGACGUUGAAGGAGGAGCUCCAGCAGAAGACCCGCAUUUUUGAGGAAAAGAACAGAGAGUGGACACGAAAACUGGAAGAUGCCAGCUAUAGACAUCGAGAUGAAAGAGAAAAGCUCCUAAAGGAAAGGAAAACUUUAGAGGAGAGUUAUGAGAAACAGCUGAAGGAUCUGAAAGAAGAAGCAACCAACGAAAGAGAGAUUUGUGAAAGGAAAAUAAGUCAACUCGAGCAAACAUACAAGCACGAGAUCAACACAGUUCGUUAUGAACGCGAGCAGUACUUUAGAGAAGUAAGCAGUAAGGAAAUAGAGAAGACCCGUAAGGAACUGGAAAAGGAGAAGAAUGAUCUUCAGCAAGAAUUCCUAGCGGAAAAGACACAGCUGAUUGAAGACUAUAACAAGAGAAUUCAAGACGAGAAUAGGAGGUUUACUCAGUGCGAGGAGAAGUAUAAAACUGAAUUAGAAACACUUACAAGGGCAAAGUCGGAGAUGGAGAGGAAGAUAUACGAUCUAGAGACGACAAUUGAAAGAACCAAAGAACAACUGACGUAUCGCUUCACGGAAGAACGUCGUAAGAUAGAGUAUAAGCUAGAAUCGGAGUUGAGGGAAGUCAAGGAAAAACACAGACUAGAGCUCAUAGAACGUUCGCAAAAAGACAAACUGGAUAUGGAGGCAAAAGUCAAAACCGAGAGAGAAGAAUUUGAAGAGAAAAUAAGUCUUGAGUAUCAAGCCAAGAUAACAAAAGAAGUAUCCAAUCGGGAAAGGCAACUGAAAGAUUCUUUCCAGAAACUAGAGAAUGAAUUUCGUGCAGAAAAGGAGCGGUUACUGGAGACGGAAGGAAAAUUGAAGAUGCAAAACGAAUUGUUGUUAAGGGAAAAAGAUGCGUGGCUUAAGCAAAGCCAGAGGGACAAAGAUGAACUGUCCGGAAAAUUGGAACAUGAAAAGGAAUUGCUAAAUGUAACCUUGGAAGCUAUGUCCAGGGAGCUUUCCAAGAUGAGAGAGGAAAAGACUUCUCUAUCCGAAUCCUUCAAGAAAGAAAAACGAGAGCUAGAGAAGAAGUAUGAAACAGAAAUGGCGGAAUGGAGAAACAAGGUCGAAAAGGGAAAGCAAGAAUUGAUGGCACGACUCCGAGAAGAGUACAGACAGGCAUCUCAAGCUAACCAACGAUCGGCAGACGCAACUAUAGCUGACCUUAAAGAAAAACUAGUGAAAGCAGAAAGGAAGAUCGUAGAAGCAGAGGAGAACUUCAAGAAGGAGAAAAGCAAGUUAGAACAUCAAUUUAAGCACGAGAAAAUGGAAAUAGAGCAACGAACUCAAAGGAUCACGCAAGAAUUAAAGGUUUUCUUGGAGCAGGAGUUUUACAAAAGAUCACAAGACGAAAGGAAGAUUUAUGAGAACACCCUGUCGAACCUACGAAGCGAAAUACUAGAACUUCAGGAAGGCAAGAGCAGACUUGAACGAACUUUAUUGGAACAACAAAUGAUCGCGCAUAGCCUCGGGAGAGACGUCAGUUCACUGAAGAGUGAGACGCAGCAGUCAAGCCCUAGGCAACGGGAACUGAGUCUCCUGGAGCGAGAACUUCAAGAGUUACGACACAAAAACGAAAAGCUGAAAAUUGCCACGAAAGAGGCUCAGUUUUAUAACAAUGAGCUUGUACAGUGGGAGAGUGGAAAGAAUUGUCCAGUUUUGAAAACUGCUCAAGAAAUGACGUCCACUGCCUCGACCUCACAGUUUCCUGUAGUUUAUAGCGGAGAAAGAGGGUUAUCGAGGGUCUCUAACGAAGGCAAAACCCGAAUCCUUGAGCAAACAGGCCUAAGGUUUCAAUCAAACAACGAUCGUCUUGAAAAAGAGUUGGAGAAAAUGGGAGAAAAGCUGAUGGAUUUGGAAGAAAGAAAAACGGAUCUUAUGCUAGAGGUUGAAGACGUCACAGCUAAUUCAGGAGAAAACUCAGAAGUAACAAACACAAAUCGAUUCUACAGUAGCAGCACUAGCUAUAUGGCGAGCAAUUCUUCGUCUGGACCUAACUACUAUUAGGUAAUGAAGAGGGGAGCACCUGCUAAGUCCAAAAUGGGUUGACGAGUUUGUCACCCAUGCUCGGAUCUCGUUACUUUAUUCACUAGUGAUAUAAGAUUAAUUCUUGGUGUUAUUUGGUGUAAGAUUAUUACCCAGGCUAUUAAGGAAAAGUAAGCAAACUGAUUGGUCUAGGACUGCGUCACAUCGUGUAAUCAUCACUUCGUGAAAGAUGACUAUAAUACUGCAGCACGAAAUCAAAAAAUGACGACAGCCUGUAUUGAUGAUAUUUCUGAAGUGAUUUUGAAGAAGAAUGAAAGUGAAAUUGCUUCGGUAAUCGGGGAGAUUGUACAGACUAGUCUAAUUGGGUUCUUUCAACAGUAUCAAUGAAGUGCUAAAGCCACAUGGAGUAAGUAAAAAUUGUUAAAUUUAGAGUAUUGAUAUACAAAAUGCCAGAAAAAUAGUAACUGAACAGGCCUUUUUGUGACACUACAUCUUAAUCCAAAGCGUGUAGUUGAUCGCUAGCACGUAAUUUAUAGUGAUUUCAGUGGUAGAAAAUUUUAUUUCAUUUUCAAUCAACUGAUUCACAAAGUUGCGUUUCACAUCGAGUUCCACUGAUUUUUCUUUCAGAGGAUUUCUCCUUUGAAGGGAGAAGUUUAUCAAUCUUAUCAUAUUUAAAUUUAGUUUUCACAGUAGAUCAGACUGUCUAGAUGUUUAAGGACACGUAUGAUCUAUUAUUGCUUGCUAAGGCAUUAGGUAUCAAUUUGAAGCAAAUUGCGAUGUGCAACAUCAAUUGAGGGGUAAGUCAAAUUCUUUGAUUAUCACAUUGGAGUGUGUCAUUCCUCAAAGAUUAAAUACUUGUUCUACCGCUAGACUUUUCCACCUGGGAAACUAACUUAGCAUCGUUGAGGUGCGGUAAUCUAUGAGACUACGAAAAAAUUUAGGUAGUUAUAGUCAGUUAUCUCAAGCAUUGGACAAUUUUCACUCCGUUUUAUAGCCAUUUAAUGUUUGUAAUAUUUAUUAUUUUAGAUUAACACGAGUAAAGCCAUGACUAGUUGUGGGGAUUGUUUAUUGUUUUACUUUCAGUGAAUUUGUCUUUUUUGAGAGAAAGCUUUCAAAUAUUUUCCAACCGUUUAUAAUAUGUAGCAGUAGUUUACUGAGGGUAGAUAGAUUGUUAUGAUAAUCGGUUUAAGAGGCCAUUGGGAACACGAUGCUUUGUCUUUCAAUUUCGUAGCAUUUAGUAAGUCAUAAUAACUUAAUAAGUAACCUAACUUUUAUUUCGUUAGAAAUAUUUUAAAUAAUACAGCUCUUUUGGUGUCUGAGUGUUACCGGUUUAUUAAAGGUACCAGUAAUUUGAGGGUGUAGGAUUAGUAGUGGACAUUGGUGUGGAAGCCAUGAAAGGCUAUUAACAGCACGAUGUUUUUUCUUUCAAUUUUGUGUUCUAAAAUUAAUCAUACCGACUUGACAUGAAACUUUACUUUCAUUUCGUUAGAAACACUUUCAUUGGUAAAGCUUCCUAAGUAGCUAAACAAUACAGUUUUCUUUUCUGGGAGAAAUCGAUUUGGUGAACUCAUUUCUGUGAAAUUUGUAAUUUACGAGGAAACAAGUCGCCUGCAUAAUGCACUUUUUCAAUCAAGGACAUUUCAUGUUCAGCAGGGAAGGGAUCUAUUCUUUGUGGGAGGCUAUUGAUUAAUUCACAUAAUAAAAACAUUUCCUCUGAGUCACUGCCUUCUUUCUUUUUUUAAACAAGGGGCUUAGUGUAUGCGUGAUACCAAUACUUUAAAAAAAAAAGCAAAAAAACAAAAAACUGGUUUAGGUCUUUUUAUAUCUAUCCUUCCAACUAUCGCACAACGAUCUACAUCCCUGUAUUUUGCAAGUAGUUAAAAACUCGCCUGAAAAGGUUCAACUCGGAAGUUGGAAUUGUUGUUGAUUUUCUUUGGUGCAGAAAGCACACGUGUAUUGACGAAGUUGACAUUCACAAUAAUACUAACUGUCAGAGACAUUCAUUUGAGCAGGAUGAUCUCCCCCCAGUCAGUAUUGUGUUACUUUUUCUUAUCAUCUCAGCGAUGACGGUAGUAUAUUGUUAUCAUUCCACAAAAGCGCAGUAAAAAGCAAAUUUCAUUCAAUAUCUAUGCUUACCACUCUUAAUAUUUGGCCAAAUGGCAAUCCGAGUUUUUUUUUGUCUCCGAUUUGAUGAUCGGCAUGUAUUACGCCCCUUUACGCAACUUGUGAAUAAAUUUGCGACAGAGUUUCCUUUUCUUAGAAAGCGGAUAAGAUUUGUCUCCCAAGAGUCUCUUCCGGUUUCAUCAGAGUGGCGUCUGUCAUACAUUUCUAGGUUGGCUGGU